This is a messenger RNA of Dermacentor albipictus, 1308 nucleotides long. Its product is annotated as store-operated calcium entry-associated regulatory factor-like. NCBI's taxonomy places the organism in Eukaryota, Metazoa, Arthropoda, Arachnida, Ixodida, Ixodidae. The record is from RefSeq and is a predicted model, not a curated record. Gene Ontology annotation, cellular component: endoplasmic reticulum membrane. Gene Ontology annotation, biological process: regulation of store-operated calcium entry.
CGUUAUCAUUCCGGGCAGUUUCGGAGUGUCGACCGGUGGUGUUGGGUGUGCAUGUCGGUACCGCUCGGGCAGCGCCGUUGUGGUGUUUAGCGGUUUUAAAUGUAGCGAUUGCAUAUCUGCGAUGCAGGCUGUUUAUCUUUAGUAAAUCUCGUUGGAAGCCAAGAGCUUCGGUGCUUUGUUAUGUGCCGCGGUCUACUCUGAUAUUCGUCUCGCAACGUCUGUUCUAUCGUCGGAGCAAUGUCACCACGGAUUUUCAGCAUGUGUACGCCGCUAGCUUUCUCACUCAUAGUCAUUUUACUACUUAUCAACCCUGCAAACUCUUGGGGAGGGGGGAAGAAAGUGAAACUCAAGGACGUUGAAGUGCUCACACUGCGGCAUGGCCAGUACACAACAGGCCGCAGGUCGAGCCCUGUGCCUCAGCUGAAGUGCCUCGGCGGCAGUGCAGGUUGCCAAGACCCACCUGCUGUGGUUCAGUGCUACAACCGAGGGAGUGAUGGCUACAGCACUCAGUGGGAGUGCAAAGCUGACAUGAGCCAGUCUCAAAAGUUCGGAACUGUUGAAGUGACAUGCGAAGGCUACGAUUAUGCUGAUGAUGACUACAUCCUGGCAGGAUCAUGUGGUUUGGAGUACCGCUUAGAGAAGACUGGAUAUGGUGCUGGCUCAUCGUGGAAACAUUCAGCCUACACCAGCCACUCCAAGUCUGGUUCAACCUUCCAAACAAUCCUCUUCCUCGGCGCUGCUGCCUUUAUCAUCUUUGUCAUCUACCGGAACUGCCUCGCUCCAGGGCAGCUGAAUGAUGGCCCUCCAGGCUAUGAUGACGAUCCGCCACCCGACUAUCCAGGCUCGCCUAGAGGAGGCUUUUUUGGCGGUGGCGGCGGGGGUGGUGGCACGCCUCCACCUCCAGGCUUCAGGCCCCAGUAUCAGACGGGUGCAGGCUGUGGCUCGGCUCCUGGCUAUAGUUCUACUGGUGGCUUGGGGGGAGGUGGUUUCUGGACUGGGGCUGCCGCAGGUGGCCUGCUGGGUUAUCUCAUGCGAAACCGCAAUAACGCAGGCUACAGGACUGCUUAUGGCUACCCCAGUGAAGGCACAUUUGGCUCAUCUUCGUCAUUUGGCUCACCUUCGUCAUUUGGUGGACCCUCGACAUCAAGUGGUACACAUUCGUCCAGUGGUUUCGGAGGCACACGACGAAGGUAAUCAAAACAGUGGCCAACCGAAAUUGUGACGCUCAUCUUCAUCAAGUUCUGAUCUCGCCAUUGGAAUGACCCUAAAUCAUGCCAUCAAAAUAAAAUUAUCUUGUCUUUCUGUGUA